AACAUAACAAUACGAUAAGAGAUGAUGCAACGACGCGGUAGUUUCUUCGUUUUAAUAUGUAUAUUACGACAGACCAUCACCCAACAGCUAUCUCAGGACGCCUACCAGAAAGGCGCGGUGCCGUCCCGACGACCGACCGAAGACCCGAAGCUGGACACAGAGCGGCAAACGGAAAUGCUAAUGAUGUCUGCCGCUGACAUUAUACACGGGACUAAUCCCAUGGUGUGGCGCACCGCGGACAUCAGGAUGAGGAGCGACCAGUGCGCGUCGUUUGAGGUCGGCUUCGUCUUCAAGACUUUGGAGGAUACCUUCAGAAAAAUGCUAGACAUCUACAAUAUGACAACGGAGAUACGCAAGAACAGGACUGCAGUGGGCCACGGUCACCACGGCGACCACAUGGUGUACUUGCAGAAGAUCGAGAAGCUGCACUGGCGGGUAUACCACCUGCACAACAUGUUGCACGAGGUCGAGCGGAAAUACAAGAUGGACGCCACCAUUAACGCAUGUAAGCAAAGUUCAUAUAAUUCCGACCGAACAUUCUCGGUGUGCCUCGGUGGAAUGCUACCAGGCGAUUGGUUGAUGAUGAUAAGUUCUCAUCACGCGCGCAAUUGGUCGCAACUAAUUGCGUUGGACUGCACGCUUGGCUCGCAUUGCUGGCACCAUUCUUGGUGUCCGCAAGGCCCGUCUUUACGAAGUAAUUGGUAUUUAAGUCAAUAGAUCUAAGUCAUUAAUCAGCCUUUCUCACCCACUGCUGAGCAUAGGCUUCUCUUCUAGUCCGCCACCUGUCCUGGUCCUGGUCCCGAUGAGCUAAUCUCAUCCAGAAGUGACCCGCAAUCUUCUUAAUUGCCAUUGGAACGUGCCAACGAAUACCAGGCGCUUCUUUCAUCCGAAAGCGGCCACCAUUCUGUUAACAUUUUGGUCCACCUGCCAAUUGCCAUUACUUUGCCUAGCAACAUGUCCCGUUUAGCUAGGGUUUAACAGGACUUUUUAAAUCCCGAAAUAUCGGAACGAUACGUUUAA
Messenger RNA from Cydia pomonella (codling moth), 1020 nucleotides. RefSeq lists its product as uncharacterized. Bases 22 to 717 code for a protein of 231 amino acids. The transcript is spliced from 3 exons. Lineage: Eukaryota; Metazoa; Arthropoda; Insecta; Lepidoptera; Tortricidae. The record is from RefSeq and is a predicted model, not a curated record.